GGCAGAGGAAGUAUUAAGAGGAGUAAUAUAAACACUCCCCCCGGUCCGUGGCAGGGUGCAGAAGGGGCAGCCGCCAUCACCCGGAGCAGGCCAACCAGCUGAGCAGCGCUGCGGGCCGGGCAGAGAUGGGCCUGGCCAUGGAGCACGGAGGAGCCUACUCACGGGCGGGGGGCAGCCCGAGGGGCUGCUGGUACUACCUGCGCUACUUUUUCCUCUUCGUGUCGCUCAUCCAGUUCCUCAUCAUCCUGGGCCUCGUCCUCUUCAUGGUCUACGGCAACGUGCACGUGAGCACGGAAUCCAACCUGCAGGCCACCGAGCGCCGGGCCGAGGGCCUAUACAGCCAAGUGGUGGGGCUCACGGCCUCCCAGGCCAACCUGUCCAAGGAGCUCAACCUCACCUCCCGAGCCAAGGACACCAUCAUGCAGUUGCUGCUGAAUGCCCGCCGCGACCUGGACCGGAUCAAUGCCAGCUUCCGCCAGUGCCAAGCUGACCGGGUGAGCUACAUGAACAACCAGCGGUACAUGGCGGCCAUCAUCUUGAGUGAGAAGCAAUGUCAAGAACAACUCAAGGAGACUAACAAAAGCUGCAAUGCCUUGCUCCUCAUGCUGAACCAGAAGGCCAAGACACUGGAGGUGGAGGUGGCAAAGGAGAAGGAAGUGUGCACCAAAGACAAGGAGGGGCUGGCGCUGAACAAGCGAGUGGUGGAGGAACAGCUGACCGAGUGCGGCAAGGCCCGGGAGCAGCAGCGGCAGGAGCGACAGCUGGCCGAGGAUCGCCUGCAGAAGGUGCAGGCCCUCUGCCUCCCGCUGGACAGGGACAAGUUUGAGACUCAGCUGCGUAACCUCUGGAGGGACUCCAUUAUCCCACGCACGCUGGACACGAUGGGUUAUAAUCUGUACCAUCCUCUCAGCUCUGAAAUCACCUCCAUCCGGAGAAGCUGCGACCACAUGCCCACCCUCAUGGCCACCAAGGUGGAGGAGCUGGCCCGGAGCCUGCGGGCCGACAUAGACCGCGUGGCCCGCGAGAACUCGGACAUCCAGCGCCAGAAGCUAGAGGUCGAGCAAGGCCUGCGGGCCAGUCAGGAGGCCAAGGAGAAGGUGGAGAAGGAGGCCCAGGCCCGGGAGGCCAAACUCCAGGCCGAAUGCGCCCGGCAGACACAGCUGGCGCUGGAGGAGAAGGCAGCCCUGCGGAAGGAGCGAGACAGCCUGGCAAAGGAGCUGGAGGAGAAGAAGCGGGAGGCAGAGCAGCUCAAAAUGCAGCUGGCCGUCAGCAACUCCGCCCUGGACACCUGCAUCAAGGCCAAGUCGCAGCCUAUGCCUAUACCAAGACCUGUGGGCCCUGCCCCCAACCCUCAGCCCAUCGACCCAGCUGGCCUGGAGGAGUUCAAGAAAAGGAUCCUGGAGUCCCAGAGGCCCCCUACAGGCAUUGUUGUAGCCCCAUCUAGUGGCUGAGGCGGCUCCAGGCCCUGAGGACCGAGGUGUGGCCCGGACUCGCCAGUCUGUGGACACGGCGCAGCGAGGCGCCCAUGGUGCGGGCCGGCAGCCAGGGCCACGGCCGGCCGAACUCCCGCAGACACACCAAAGUGGGUGCCCUUGGCCUCCACCCCACUCUCGUGCUUCCUCACACCCCACCACACUGUCUGACACUCUCUCACAGGCCCACACCUGCACCACGCAAUCCCCCGCCCAUAGACACCGCAGUGAUGUCACAUACGGACACAAUGAUGUCACACAGACGUAGCAGUGAUGUCACACCAGCCGAGGCGAUGGCAUCCCACCAAAACAUGGCAGUGAUGCCACACGGACACAGUGAGAACGUCGCCCACAGAUACAGCACCGACAUCACACACACACCCCUUCUGCCCAGCCCUUGCCGAUUCACACCCCUCCCGCGCACACGGACCCAGGCACUCCCAGCACCCCACCCGUCUGCACACCCUCAUGCCCCCGCCACACCGCCCUCCAAUUUUCUCAUCUCCCGACUCCUCGCCCCUAGUAUGCCGGGCCUAGGGAAGUGGGAACAGGACGACAUGAGCCUCCGACCUCCCCAGGAGAGUCUCCUGGCUCCCCUGCCAGCCCACACCUGAACCCAGGGCAAAUGUCACCCACUGGCCCCAUCAUAGCCCAUGAGGGCGGCUGCCCCCCUCGUCCCUCUGCCCCCACACCCGGCCCUACCUGUGGCCCGCAUUAAUGUUAGUGGCACUAAAUAAAUGUUAUUGAAUCCUUUUAAA
Messenger RNA from Ailuropoda melanoleuca (giant panda), 2230 nucleotides. It is a transcript of the gene PLVAP, whose product is annotated as plasmalemma vesicle associated protein. The record is from RefSeq and is a predicted model, not a curated record. Bases 126 to 1451 code for a protein of 441 amino acids. NCBI's taxonomy places the organism in Eukaryota, Metazoa, Chordata, Mammalia, Carnivora, Ursidae. The transcript is spliced from 6 exons. Gene Ontology annotation, biological process: regulation of vascular permeability; positive regulation of cellular extravasation.